AUGGCCAACCUAGGCGGUGAUCCUACAUCGGGAUAUGACCAAGAUAAAUCACAAGGAGCGAAUGAAACUUACAGUAGUUCCCUCAAUGCACAACCAAUAAAAAUAACUACCCCUUCACCAAAGACUAGCGGGAACCCAACUCCCUCAUUCGAUCGCAACAGAGACGCAUCACCUCCAAUAACAUCAUCGCCGUCAACGCUUCCUGCACCUAUCACUCCCCUUUCAUUACGAAAGCAAAUCAUGAUAACUAUAACACUCUCGCUGACGACAGUCAUCACCUCGAGUAGUGGACAGAUACUGAACAUCGCUUUGCCUACAAUUCAAGAUGAACUGGAAGCAGAGGAUGGGACACUGCAAAGGCUUCUCUCAUCGAUCAAUUUAUCUGUUGGCUGUCUACUCUUAUUCAGCGGCAGAGUUGCCGAUAUCUACGGAAGAAAGAAAAUAUUGAUUCUUGGGUUAUUAGUGUUCACCAUCUUCAGUUUGGUGGGAGGAUUCCUGCACAAUGCCUCGGGAUUGAUAGUCAGUAGAGCUGUUACUGGUUGUGGAGUCGCCAUGACAACACCGAGUACAACGGGUAUAAUAGCGGAACUUUUCACGGGAAGAUCCAGAUCAAGAGUAUUCACCUGUUUCUCUGCCGGUUUAUCCUUGGGAGGUAUAUUAGGUCUGUUGAUUGGUGGUUUAUUCGUGUCUUAUGUCAGAUACACCUGGCGAUCAUGCCUUUUCUGCGUUGCCGGCAUCAGCUUCCUUACCAGCAUCCUCGUCAUGAUCACUAUUCCCUCGGAUGGGUCUCAUACGUCCAGCAAACAUGUUGACUGGCCAGGUGCAACUCUUAUCACCACCGGAUUAGUUCUUUUUCUAUACGCUAUUACUGGUGCUUCAAGUGCGCCUGAAGGGUGGAGAACCAGCUAUAUCAUCUGUCUCCUCAUCCUUGGCAUCAUCCUCAUCAUCUCAUUCUUCUUCUGGGAACAUUACGUUACUGUCAAGACUAGUGAUCCACCAUUGAUGAGAUUGGCAUUAUGGACCAGAGCCAGAGGUAGACUUGCCGCAUUGUACUUUACCAGCUUUUUAGCUAUCAUGGGGUUCAUCCCGACAUUGUAUAAUGCCACACUGUACUUUCAAGAAGUCCAAUCCAUCAGUCCGGUUGGAACGAUGUUACGGUUCCUACCCACCGAAAUUGCAGGUAUACUUUGUUCAAUCAUGGUGGCUCUGUUGAUUCACAGGGUCCCGGCUUACUGGUUGUUUGUUGCUGGAUUAUUGGCUUGUGGGUUCGGAAACAUGUGUUUUGCAAUCUCGGAACAAGAUGCAGAUUACUGGACAUUGCCUUUCCAUGGAAUGUGGCUGAUCGUUUUCGGAAUUGAUUUCUUUCUACCGACCGGUUUGAUAUUUGUCUCUGCAUUUUCCCUUCCUGACGAAUAUAGCGUUGCUAGUGGUUUAUUCCAGACCAUUCAAAGACUGGGAGGUUCGAUUGGACUCGCAGUAACUUCAAUCAUCUUCGAUUCUCAAUACAAAUUGUCAAUAUCUCGAGGCUCUAAUGAACAGAUGUCUUAUCUAAAGGGAGUCCAAAGCUCAUUCUGGUUGAGUGCAGCGGGUUGUUGGUUCGGAGUAUUCGUGGCGGUCGUAACGCUAAGAGGGCUGGGCGUGUUUGGGAAAGAGGGACUACAAAGAAGCGAGACGAGAGAACAAGAUGUGGAGAAGUGA
Messenger RNA from Kwoniella botswanensis, 1698 nucleotides. RefSeq lists its product as uncharacterized. Lineage: Eukaryota; Fungi; Basidiomycota; Tremellomycetes; Tremellales; Cryptococcaceae. Gene Ontology annotation, biological process: transmembrane transport. The record is from RefSeq and is a predicted model, not a curated record. Gene Ontology annotation, cellular component: membrane. Gene Ontology annotation, molecular function: transmembrane transporter activity. The transcript has 8 exons. The coding region runs from base 1 to 1698 and encodes 565 amino acids.